AUGGAAACCGCGAAAUUGAGCGCGAAUGAUACCAAUGUCUUAUCGGCAUUAUUCGAUCCAGAAUUGUCACUCACAAGCGCGACGCAAGUCGAAAACAGAUGGCUCGAUGAUCAGGUGCCAAAUAGGUUAAGGAGACUUCGGGAGCAGGAACGCCUUGCGCUGCAAUCAGUCAAUUUGGAGCAGCCCCAACCCGUUGAUAUCGAGCAUUCAAUCUCUCAGUUAAGCGAAAUCAUCGCAAAUGAACCUUCCUAUGCGUCUGCGUGGAACAACAGGGCGCAAGCUCGACGAAUGCUCAUCAGGGACGAGGAUCUCCCUAGGAACCCAUGUACUGUGGUUGAAAUCUUUCAAGACCUUGCCCAGGCCAUUUCACUCACGACUCCAACUGGACCAGAUGUAAUGCUUUCUGACCUUGAUGCAAGGGUUCUGGCAUCAGCACAUACGCACAAAGGCUAUCUACUGCUGCUGGCGAGCAAGUCUGAGGAUAACCGAAAGCUGUUAGCAGCGCUACCACAUCUUAGAGACUUAUCGAUUCAGGAGCUCGAGGAAGCUGCAAGUCGGGAGCUUGGCUUGGGAGGCCGCUAUGGAAAUGAAACGGCACGGCAGCUAGCAGUGAAGACGAACCCCUACGCAAAACUGUGUGGCUCAAUAGUGAGAGAGGCGUUGACGAAGGAGAUAUCGGAGUUUUACCAACCCCAUGUCAGCCUUGCAAAAUAA
Molecule: messenger RNA, 714 nt
Organism: Cladophialophora psammophila CBS 110553
Lineage: Eukaryota; Fungi; Ascomycota; Eurotiomycetes; Chaetothyriales; Herpotrichiellaceae
Exons: 1
Coding region: 1-714 (237 amino acids)
Biological process (GO): cilium assembly
Source: RefSeq, a predicted model, not a curated record